This is a messenger RNA of Austrofundulus limnaeus, 783 nucleotides long. RefSeq names its product troponin C, skeletal muscle. Gene Ontology annotation, cellular component: myosin II complex. The record is from RefSeq and is a predicted model, not a curated record. Gene Ontology annotation, molecular function: calcium ion binding. NCBI's taxonomy places the organism in Eukaryota, Metazoa, Chordata, Actinopteri, Cyprinodontiformes, Rivulidae.
CCCACUGACGCUCAAACUGACGCCCGCUCCUUCCUAACUGAGGAGAUGAUCACAGAGUUCAAGGCCGCCUUCGACGAACGGAGAUGGUUUUAUUGACCGGGAGGAGUUUGGAGACAUCCUCCAUAUGACCGGAGAGCAGGUCACAGAGGAAGACAUUGAUGAGAUGUUUGGAGAAUCUGACACAAACAAAGAUGGAAAAAUAGAUUUUGAUGAGUUUCUGAAGAUGAUGGAAAACGUCCAGUGAGGAGUCCUGCUUGACAUUCCUUUGUGAGAAAAUAAAAGCAAAGAUAAAACUCUGAACACAAACCUGAUGCGCCACGGAAAUGGGUGUAAAUUAAAUACCCCACCACCACCACCUACCCCCCCACUCAGYCCUCUUCUUCUUCUCACAUGAAGCUCAGAGAGUUGUUGGGGAUAUUUAUAAGUACGAGUUCAGACCUUUUAAGCUGAAGAUGGUUUUCCCUGGCGGAGCACCCAGCUGUCCUGCUGGCAGCUGCCUCCUGUUUUACCUUCAGAACUGUUCUAACCUGAUCUAAGCUCCUAAUAAAACAGAUUUGCUCCUCGACUUUUGUUGUUCCUCUGGCAAAUUAAUCUGCAUGCCUUACCUGUCGACUCUUUGCUCUGUCUCACAUUUCCUAUGAUUCAGACUUUAGUUUCUGGUUCUCAAACACACCGCCUCAGUUAAGUUCGUGCACAACUGUGCUGUCAUCUUGGUUUUUAUUGCCUGAUGGCUUCACUGUUUCAUCUGACACAAGAAAACUAUCAAACCUGGCAAAAAAAUUU